This is a messenger RNA of Microthlaspi erraticum, 618 nucleotides long. The record is from the annotation of a GenBank genome assembly. NCBI's taxonomy places the organism in Eukaryota, Viridiplantae, Streptophyta, Magnoliopsida, Brassicales, Brassicaceae.
AUGGCUACCGUCGAGGUUGAACAAGUGACUCCAGUAGUAGCUGAGAACGUCGUCGAGAUGCCACCACCAAAGACAGUGGAACCGGAGGAAACCACAGCCGUCGUCGCCGCCGUGGCCGAGUCUGCUCCAGCUCCAGUGACAGAACCUGAAGCUCCCGUCGAAGUAACGACUAAAGACGUGGUCGUGGAAGAAACAGAGAAACCAACUGAAGAAGUGACAGAAUCUGAAGCUCCCGUCGAAGUAACGACUAAAGACUUGGUCGUGGAAGAAACAGAGAAACCAACUGAAGAAACAGAGGAAACCAAAACAGAGGAAAUCAAUACAGAGAAACCAACUGCAGAAACAGAAGAAAGCAAAACAGAGACUGAGGAGAUCAAGAAAGAGGAAGAAGCUCCAGUUGAAACUCCGGCGGUCGUGGAGAAAGAGAUCAAAACAGAGGAGGUUGUAGAGACUAAGAAAGAGGAAGAGGAAGAAGAAAAGAAAACAGAGGAAACUCCGGCGGUUGUGGUGGAAGAGAAGAAACCAGAAGCAGAAGAGGAGAAACCCACAGAAGUAGCCAGCGUGGAAGCUGUGGCCGCAGCUCCGGCGGAAGUUGCGGUGGAGAAGGCUGCUGAGUAA